This is a messenger RNA of Fopius arisanus, 2739 nucleotides long. RefSeq names its product F-box/LRR-repeat protein 7-like. The transcript is spliced from 3 exons. Gene Ontology annotation, biological process: SCF-dependent proteasomal ubiquitin-dependent protein catabolic process. The record is from RefSeq and is a predicted model, not a curated record. Gene Ontology annotation, molecular function: protein binding; RNA binding. Bases 197 to 1909 code for a protein of 570 amino acids. Gene Ontology annotation, cellular component: SCF ubiquitin ligase complex. Lineage: Eukaryota; Metazoa; Arthropoda; Insecta; Hymenoptera; Braconidae.
CAAUCCCCGAAUUCCAGGAAAUAAAAUCGACUGCGCAGUAGAAAGAAAGGGGUAGGGCUGGGAUAAAAUGAGAGAGGUGGAGACGUCCUUUGGGUGAAGAAGUAAAAACGACACAGCUUUUGCGAGACACAAAGAAAUUGCCAGACAAAUCGAAACGGUCAAACGUACCAUUGGCCAAUUAUUUUUCUGUUUCAUAAUGAACAAUGUCGCACACUGUCUUCUCAUGGAGGAGCUGAUGAGCUUGAUACACGUAGCUUCAGCUCUUUACCCAAUGUUGCAUCGUGGAAGGAUCAGCUCAACUACAGAGGAAGGUGUACCUAUCAGAAAAUUAUUCAUCGGAAAUUUGGCUGAACGUACGACGAACAAAGAUCUGCAGAAGCUGUUCUCGAAAUUUGGAAAGGUGGACAGUUGUUACAUCAAGAGAACCCAGAGAAGAAGUAGUUUUGCAUUCGUGACAUUCAGCGGAGUUGAUGCUGCAGUAAAAGCUCGUGAGGCUGCUAAGAAGAUGGAGGUGCAUCUGCACUGCAGAAUCCUUCGAGUAUCACCAGCUGAUACGUGGCAUCAGCCAGAUAGCCUUGAGAAUCAGAUGAGAUUCCUGAAAAACAAGGAGGGCCACGAGGAUGAGGUAGUAGAGCAGUUGCCACAGGAUGACUCUCCCAUCCAAGUUCUCAAUGACGACUGCUUCAUUGAGAUAUUCUUGCACCUUCCAAUUGCGGACAGAGUCCGAAUAGAGAGAGUAUGCAAAAGGUGGCAAAGCCUCGCCCAAGAGUCGUGGAGAUCGGUAAAAAAAUUGGACCUGGUGAAAGAGCACUGGGGCAUCUCCCCAAAAGCUCGUCUUCAAAUGUUGGAUACUAAUACCUUGAGAAAAGUCCUAAUGAAGUGUGGACAAUUCCUUGCACACCUCGACCUCUCAAUCGUUGCCUAUGGUUUGACGUCCAGUACAUUGACGAUCGUUGGGAAAUUCUGUCCCAAUCUUGAGUUCCUCAAUAUCAGAGGCCUGGAACUUUCACCCUCUGGAAUCGCUUCUCUCAUGAAAAAUUGCCAGCACAUGACGAAAUUCGUGAUGAAGUCAUUGAAUGGUCCAUGUGAAAAGAAUCUGUCACAGCUAUUUGCUAUGAGUACGAAAUUACAGAGUCUUGAAAUCCAGGAUGAAUCAAUUAAUGGAAAGUGCCUUGGAUACUUGCCAACUGACACCAUUGAAGAGAUUUCCAUGUCUAGGUGCAUAUCAUUGCAGUCAACUCACUUCGACUCUGCAGUCGUAAAAUUCACUGCUUUGAGGAAAAUCACGUUGAAAUCCUGCAUUUGUUUGUUAAACAGCUCUUUAAAAGCUAUUGGAACAAUCGAGAGUUUGACACACCUGGAGCUCAGUGGAGAUUACGCAAUGUUUUCUGCCGUACAUAUGAAUCAUUUAGUCAAUCUUAAGAAUCUCGAGCAUCUGAAUCUCAGUCAUCAUAUUUGUGUCACUGAUGACUUUCUCGUUAAUGUCUCUAAAAAUUGCAAAAAACUCAAUUAUUUAGAUAUUACUGGGUGCAUGAAUGUCACUGAUAGGGCCAUUGUCAGCUUAUCGGCACUGUCAAAGCUGGAGACUUUGGUGAUAAGUGGGGUGACACAAGUGACCGAUAAACCUCUCGCCACUCUCCACAAUUUGAGGGUUCUGAAGGCCUGCAAAUGUCCUCUUGUCAGGGACUCCGGGGCUAUCGAUCUCAUUAGAAUGGCACCGAAUCUCGUGUUACUCGAUCUUUCCAGGUCUUCCAUAUCUGAUUUAACUAUCCAGGCUGCUAUUUCUAUCACUAAACGACGAACAAAUAAUUUAAUGCUCAAGCUUAUUGUUGGUCAGACUAAUGUUAAGAAGUCACAAGUCUUGGGGGUGUCUCCACUUUUACAAAUCGUUAAUGUCGAUAUGUCCUGAAAAUUACUCUACACGCAGAAAAAAUUUUAUGCUCGUCCUUGGGAACCAACUCGAGAAUGGGAACAGAUGUGUGAUAAUUGUGUGAAGUCUCUUCGUAAUUGUAGUUUUUUUUCCUUUUUGAAGAAUUUAGGUCGAUUCGCUGUGAAAAUUCUUUUGGCAUUUCAGGGAAAUGUCUGGGAAAUUAAACACUGGAAAUUGGAAUUUCAUUUUGCAGGCAACGAAAAAAUUCCACAUUCCCCACUUAAAUGCUGGAAAUGAAUUUCUAACAGUGCUUUGGAACAAUUUAUAUACAAUUACUGCCAUCAAAGUUCCAUAGACCCGUCUUAACGUCGUCGUAAUGAUUUUCGUAAUUAUAUCGUGUUAUACACUCUCUUCCCUCACUGAAUAAAUCGCAGUGGAAGAAUUCAAACGAUAAAUAUUUGAUAAGUUUUCACUUUUGUACCUAGCAUGUACAUCUAACAUUUACUUUACUUUUGACUUUAUGUUUAAUGCAUCUGAGUUUAUCUUUCUCGCUCACAGACUGAAUGGCAGUGGAAGAACCCAAAGGAAAAAUAUUUGAUAAGUUUUCACUUUUGUACCUAGCAUGUAUUUCUAACAUUUACUUUUGACUGUGUGCUUAAUGUAUCUGAGUUUAUUUCGUUAUUUAUUCACAGGAGUUUAUUUUGUUAAUUCCUCGCAGGAAUUAUCGGUAUUUUUGAAAGAAUAUAUAAUGAAGGAAGAAAUUGGCUUCUCUUCGAAAAAUGUCAGUAUUUCGAGUUCAGUGUUCAUAAUUGUGGGAAUGUCGAGUGUUGCAUUUUCAAGAUAUGGAUAAUAAAUAACAAUAAAUAACA